UGGAGUAAACAAAGCAUGAGCAUCCGUGUGUUCUUUGGCAGUUUCCAUUGGCUCUUUUGAGUGUAUGUCUUCGGCGCGGGAUGCUGCUUUACAGGCGAGGAAGCUCUGCUCCGUUCUGAGGAAUUUAAUCCGCAAAACCGCAGCUAUUAAUUAACGAAUGUUUUAUCUUCCCAGACUUUGUUAAACCGCAGAGAGACAAAACGAUAGGAGGCCAAAACCAAAAGGAGAGUGAGGAUUGUCUUUCUUCUACUUAAAGCUCUCUCCUUUACUGAUCUCUUACCAUUCCUGGGUUUCACUGGAAUGGUGGUGAGAGGAUAAAGUUUCAGUGGAGGAGAGGAUAUUGGGGCUUUUGGCUGAUCUGGGCUGUUGAGCUUUGUUGGGUACGAUUUUAUUCCUUUAACCGGAUAAAGGUUGGAUUUUGCAUCUGGGUUCUGGUUAUUGGGAGGUCUGUAGAUGGAGUUUGGUUGGAAAGAUGGCUCCUUUGUUUGCUAUCCUUGCUGAGAGUGAUGAUUUCUCUUGGAUUAAAGAAGAAGUUUCUCUGUUGCUUCUUCCGCAAGUUUAUUAGCAGGUGCGGGUUUUUCUUCCGGAUUCCAUUUCAGUAAUCUGCAGCUUUUGAAGGAUUACUUUGAGAGUUGGAAGUUUAGUUAAGUGAGUAUGAAAGAAAGCAAGAUUUUCCGGGGCUUUUGUUCGUACUGGGCGCUAAGCUUUGUUCCACUGGUGCUUUGUUUGAAUGUGGCUUAUUCCUCUCUUUCGCCUUCUGGUAUAAACUAUGAAGUUGUUGCAUUGAUGGCUAUAAAGAUGGAGCUAAAAGACCCAUAUAAUGUUCUGGAGAAUUGGGACACAAACUCGGUGGAUCCAUGUAGCUGGAGGAUGGUCACCUGCUCCCCUGAUGGAUAUGUCUCUGCUCUGGGCCUUCCCAGUCAAAGCUUGUCUGGCACUUUAUCGCAUGGGAUUGGUAAUUUAACAAAUCUGCAAUCUGUGCUGCUGCAGAAUAAUGCAAUUUCAGGAGCUAUUCCUUCUGUUUUUGGAGCUGUUUUUGGAAAGCUGAAUAAACUUCAGACGCUGGACCUCUCCAAUAACCAGUUCAAUGGAAACAUACCGGAUUCCUUGGGAGAACUGAAUAAUCUGAAUUACCUGCGGCUGAACAACAACAGCCUGUCUGGACCCUGCCCGGAUUCAUUGUCGAACCUCAAAGGGCUCACUUUGCUGGAUAUUUCAUUCAACAAUCUGAGCGGUCCUUUACCAAAAUUUUCAGCAAGGACAUUUAGCAUUGUUGGAAAUCCUUUAAUAUGCGGGAAUAACUCGAGCAACUGUUCUUCUGUGUCUUUGGAUCAAAUUUCGUAUCCUCCAAAUGAUCUAAAUGGCAUCUUGGAUUUCUCAGCUCAAUCACAGCAUGGAGGGGUGAGAAGCCGACAAAUAAUCGUUGCAUUCGCCGCAAGCAUUGGAUCUCUCUUGAUCGUAGUUAUUGUGGUUGCGAUGUUUCUAUGGUGGCAUUCUCACUACAAUCAACAAAUUUUCUUCGACUUGAAUGAGCAUUAUGAUCCAGAAUCACACAUUGGUCAUUUGAAGCGGUUCUCAUUCAAGGAGCUUCGCUUAGCCACUAAUAAUUUCCAUUCGAGAAAUGUGUUGGGAAAAGGUGGGUAUGGAAUUGUAUACAAAGGAUAUCUGCGUGAUGGAACCGUCAUUGCAGUUAAAAGACUGAAAGACUAUAAUGCUGUUGGUGGUGAAAUCCAAUUUCAAACUGAAGUUGAAAUGAUCAGCUUAGCUCUCCAUCGCAAUCUCCUUAGGCUUUAUGGAUCAUGUGCAACUGAACAUGAGAGAUUGCUUGUCUACCCUUUUAUGCCCAAUGGAAGUGUUGCUUCUAAAUUAAGAGAACAUAUUCAUGGAAGGCCAAUCUUAGACUGGUCAAGAAGGAAAAGAAUAGCGCUGGGAACUGCAAGAGGAUUGCUCUAUUUGCAUGAGCAAUGUGACCCUAAAAUAAUUCACCGCGACGUAAAAGCGGCCAACAUUCUUCUCGAUGAGGAUUUCGAGGCGAUCGUCGGCGACUUCGGGCUGGCUAAGCUUCUCGAUCACCAGGAGUCGCACGUUACCACGGCGGUGCGAGGCACCGUCGGUCACAUAGCUCCCGAAUACUUGUCUACAGGCCAAUCAUCAGAAAAAACCGAUGUAUUCGGCUUCGGCAUUCUGCUUCUCGAAUUGAUUACUGGACUAAAAGCCAUAGAAUUUGGACGAGCGGGAGCUCAGAAAGGAGUGAUGCUUCAUUGGGUGAAGAAACUCCAGCAGGAGAAACUACUGAGCAUGAUGGUGGACAAGGAUUUGAGGAACAAUUAUGACGAGGUUGAGCUUGAGGAGAUGGUUCAGGUGGCUCUGCUUUGCACGCAAAGCCAACCGGUCCACCGGCCGAAGAUGUCGGAGGUAGUGCGGAUGCUUGAAGGGGAUGGACUUGCUGAGAGAUGGGAGGCUUCGCAGAAGCUCGACACACCGAAGUUUCGCUCCGGCGAACAACCGGAGCCGAAGUACAUGAACAUGAGCUUUGUGGAGUCAUCGUCGGUUGACAUCGAAGCUAUCGAGCUCUCGGGUCCGAGAUGACGAUUGUAUAGGGUUUUAUAGCUUUUAGUUAUAUACAUUUUGGCUACGUGGCACCCCCUCAUUGGAGUACUGAUGCAUCAGUACUCCUGAGGUAAUAUUUUUUCGGAGAUUUGAUGCUCUGGUUGCUCCCGUUUGGUAGCAGAAAAAUUACAGCCUUAGGGCAGAGAGGUUAUUCAGAAUAUAUUGAGGGUUAUGUCUGCAUUAUACCCCUGUAACUUCUUAUAAACUAUUUAUAACCUACAAAUAUAUGAAAAUAGAAGCGUGGAACUCACUAAAAAGUACAAAUAGAUUAUAUGGAGAUUACAGGGGUAUAACACAGAUAUAAUCCUUCAAUACCUUCUGAAUAACCUCUCUGAUGUACGCAAUGCUGCAUAUGUCUUACGUACGCAAAUUUUUCUCAUUUGGUGGGGGAAGAUUAUAGGAACUGCUGCCUUGUAUAAAAGGAAUGUGAUAAGGAAUGAAUUUUGACAAUUAGC
This is a messenger RNA of Phalaenopsis equestris, 3065 nucleotides long. Its product is annotated as protein NSP-INTERACTING KINASE 3-like. Gene Ontology annotation, biological process: protein phosphorylation. NCBI's taxonomy places the organism in Eukaryota, Viridiplantae, Streptophyta, Magnoliopsida, Asparagales, Orchidaceae. The record is from RefSeq and is a predicted model, not a curated record. The transcript is spliced from 11 exons. The coding region runs from base 655 to 2589 and encodes 644 amino acids. Gene Ontology annotation, molecular function: protein binding; ATP binding; protein kinase activity.